AUGAACAUCCAAUUAGAAGACAUUCCUUGCCGGGCUACGAAAUGGGAAGUCAAGGAGGCUUUCAGUGGCAUUCUCCACAACCACCCAGACUUCUACGACCCGCGUGCCAAUGGCGGACGUCCAAUCAAUUUCGAAAUCACGCUUGAGCGAAGCCACAACGGUCUUCCCAGCAACGGGAAGGGCACACUUACGCUCCCGGACAGCACCAUCGGUCACAAAUUUUUCAGAUGGGCAAUGCAACGCGGGAACAGGGUCGAAGUACAUGGUAGGAAGCUGUGGAUCUCGAGAAGUAAGGAGAGAAUCAAGCUGGGUCUCGUCGAGGCGCUCAACAAGACCCCAUAUGUGGAUCCAAAGGAGGAGGCGGAGCGUGAGGAGAAGCUGGCGCGUAUUCACUCCCUGCGGGUCAUUCUCGAGGCCGUCCAAUUCGGCAUCUACUUCCACCGUCCUGGAGAUCCGAGCACGGCACAUCGGUACUUUUCUAAGGAGUUUGAGGUUCGUAGGGACGAUACGAUCUCCGGUGAGUUGCUGUAUGACUACGACCACAAGCUCUUGAGAAUCGAGAUGGGCAAUGCUGUCACCGAGGAGCUGGUCGAGCACGUGGUCAUUGAUCUGCCGAAUAUCAAAAAGAGUGCUUAUGGCUCUGAGUCCAAGGGCAACUAUUAUGUUUGCUUCGAGUUGUGGCAGCCUCCCCGCUUUGAACGACAACCGCGGCAUCGAGCAUAUACGGGCGACAACCGCAAGGAUAACAGGCAUUUCCGCGAACGGCUGCCCCAUCUCGGAGGGGAUCACGAGUCCAUCUCGCCCUUUGCGUUCCAGAUCCGGCUCCUCCUAAACGACCCACAGGCGCGUUACGCCGUCAAGUCGCUUUGCGAAGAGGCAGGCAUCCGAACGCCGUCAAAAGUCAAUAUCAAUUCUGUGUCGUGUGGCUACUUCAGUCCGGAAAAACUCCAGAUCACCCAUCAGUGGAUUAACAGCUACGAUUGGCCCAUCCGCUUCCAACUCGAAGCUCUCCUGCGCAGCGGAUUCGCGCAUACUGAUGAUAUCCUGGGUCUAUGCGAGCCCGUCUCCACUCUGAUACGUACUGACGGUACCGACUUCGUCGCGGACUUCCUGCGCCGAUUCAUGGAUAAGCUUCGCUCGAAGAGCAACGGCGAAACAGUCGAGCAGUGCUUCAGGAAGGCGCUGGGCGAUGAACGGCGGGACGUACAUGCUUCUAUUGUAGAUCCCGACGACUCGCCUCGUACAAGGGGCUCGGUCCAGUGUGCGCACGCGAUCAUAACUCCAACUCGUGUCCUGCUCGAGGGACCAUAUGACACUCAGAGCAACCGCGUUAUUCGCAAGUACUAUGCUUACCGCGACUACUUCCUGCGCGUUGAGUUCCGAGAGGAGAACAGAAUGUCCUUUCGCUGGCCCAUCGAGGUAAACGGCCGUUCCCUCAUCCAGCAGCGCUUUGGGAAAUUCCUGAAGCAAGGUCUCGAGAUCGCCGGUCGUACGUUCCGCUUCCUGGGUUACUCGACAUCCGGUCUUCGCGAACAUACAGUCUGGUUCAUGGCCGACUUCAACCACCCUGAGGAGGGUCCGGUGACUCCUGAGAAGAUUCGUAACGAUCUCGGUGACUUCACCUUUAAGAAAUCGAUUAGACAGCCGUCCAAGUAUGCAGCGAGAAUUGCUCAGGCCUUCAGUGGCACGGAUCCCUCUUACAAGAUCACCAUCGGACAAUGGGAAGAGGGUGUGCCUGAUUUGGGAACAGAUCCGUAUGAGUUUACGGACGGACAAGGGACCAUCUCGGUGGAACUGCGUGAUCGCAUUUGGGACGUCCUCUGCGAGGCCUCGCCCGACAAGAGGAAGUUGAUCUUGAAGCCUUCCGCAUUCCAGAUCCGCUUCUUAGGUUGCAAAGGAAUCGUCGUCGUCGACGAGCAGCUCGAAGGCAUCAAGCUGCGUCUCCGCGACUCUAUGAAGAAGUUCCACGUAGAGCACAUGCGCGAGGCUGAGAUUGAGAUCGCGAAAGCUUUCAUCAAGCCUGGCCCUGCCAGACUGUGUCGCCCGCUGAUCGCCGUCCUCGAAGACCGCGGCAUCCACAAGCAACAUUUGUUGGCCCUUCAGGAGAAGGCGAAGAAGAAGGUGGUCGAAGCGCGAGACACCAUCGAGCAAACGGCUGGGCUCCUCCGCGACCAUGACCUCGGCAACGUCUACGGCCUUCGCUACAUCCUCGAGCAUCUAAGGAAAGCUGGCGUGGACACUGGCAAAAAGAAACCUCGGGCAAGGCAUAUCAUGGACAACGAGUUCAUUGCUCGCCUCAUCGACUACGCGCAGACGCACAUCCUGUCCGAGAUCAAGCACGAUGCACGUAUCCCGAUCGAAGAAGCACAUCAGCUCGUGGGUUGUGCGGACGAGGGACCAGCGUACAUCGCGGCGGGUCACGACCCCGAGAAGGUAAUCUGCCUGAAGGAGGGCGAGAUUUUCGCUUGUGUCCAGCAGCCGGACAGUGAUGAGCCGAUAUAUAUCCAGGGGCUCGUGUCCAUUUCGCGCUCACCUCACAUUCACCCCGGAGAUGUACAAAGAGUCAGGGCCAUAGGCAAGCCUCCCGAUGACCCGGACAAGGUGUGCUUCUUCCGCAACCUCAGAAACGUCGUCGUGAUGCCGUCUGUCGGGGAUCGGUCGCUCGCAUCUAUGCUGGCCGGAGGAGACGUCGACGGCGACGAGUUUCUCGUUAUCAAAGACAUGACGCUUCUGCCCACCACACUCGUGGAGCCCGCGUCCUAUGUGGGUGUCAAGCCCGAGCCGCUGGAUCGCGACAGCACCGUAGACGACAUUUGCGAUUUUUUCAUGGAAUACAUGCAGUCCGACGUUGUGGGUCUUGUGGCAGACCUGCACCUGGUCAUCGCAGACCAGUCAAAGUAUGGCACUUUCGACGAGGACUGCAUGAGACUCGCGCAACUGUGUAGCCAGGCCGUCGACUAUCCCAAGAACGGAGUGCCCGUCAACGUCGAAAACAUGCCUCGCAAGUUGAUUCGCGCCAAGCCAGACUGGAAGAAGCCGGAGGACACCGACUAUCGCCCCGCGGACUACUACGAGUCGACGCGAGCGCUGGGCGAGCUCUUCAGGAACAUCGUAGUGAAGCGCAUCGACCCCCCCUCGUCGUCGUUCCCCAACGGAACGCCGCUCACGCCGAUCAACGAGCCGCCCCUGUCCGACGCCAUCUCGACCGCGCUCAAGCCCGCGAUCCUCCGCCAGCUCCGGCGCUCGCACAACUCGGACGCGGACGUGGCCGCGCAGGAGCCGCUCUUCCGGCACUACGCGCGCGAGCUGGGGUACAUCUGCCUGACGCACGCGCCGUCGGAGAACACGGACGUGCGCCUGUGCGAGGAGGAGGUGGCGCUCGGGGCGAUCCUCGCGAAGUGCUCGCAGCGGCGGUGGAAGAAGGACAGGACGCACCGGAUGCGCGAACACGCGGCGCAGCUCGUGCGCGACGUCAAGCACCGGCGGCGCGGGCUUGGGGCGCCGCUGCGCGAGAAGGACGGGGAGAAGGCGGAGGAGGAGGAGCUGCGCGCGGCGCUGGGCAAGGGGUGGGCUGCGUGGGACUUCGGGAUGCGGAACAGGAACCAGUUCGGGGCGAAGAGCUUCGCGUUGAUCGGGUUGGGCGUCGUCUGUGAGAUGCUCGAGAAGCUUGAGCAGGACGGCUCCGGGGCGGUGACGGCUGGAGAGUGGUGAGCAAGCCAGGCCUUUUUGCGCGGUCGGGAGUCUUUUCGCUGUCGUCCUAUAAGUUACUGUAUACGUGUAUGGCGUAAUAUUGUACAAGAUAGCGAGUGUAAGCUUUCAAUGUUCAUGAUGGUGUUCCUACACAUCUAUCGAGUUGGAAUCAGACCAUUGACAUGCUGAACUACCGGCCGCAUUCAUGGCAUUAGCGGUUCGGUGACGAGACCUGUAGCGUCU
This is a messenger RNA of Dichomitus squalens LYAD-421 SS1, 3933 nucleotides long. Its product is annotated as RdRP-domain-containing protein. The record is from RefSeq and is a predicted model, not a curated record. Lineage: Eukaryota; Fungi; Basidiomycota; Agaricomycetes; Polyporales; Polyporaceae. The coding region runs from base 1 to 3711 and encodes 1236 amino acids. Gene Ontology annotation, biological process: siRNA processing. The transcript has 17 exons. Gene Ontology annotation, molecular function: RNA-directed RNA polymerase activity. Gene Ontology annotation, cellular component: nuclear RNA-directed RNA polymerase complex.